Messenger RNA from Rhinopithecus roxellana (golden snub-nosed monkey), 1475 nucleotides. It is a transcript of the gene SUPT4H1, whose product is annotated as SPT4 homolog, DSIF elongation factor subunit. The record is from RefSeq and is a predicted model, not a curated record. NCBI's taxonomy places the organism in Eukaryota, Metazoa, Chordata, Mammalia, Primates, Cercopithecidae. Gene Ontology annotation, cellular component: nucleus; DSIF complex. The coding region runs from base 103 to 456 and encodes 117 amino acids. The transcript has 5 exons. Gene Ontology annotation, molecular function: RNA polymerase II complex binding; zinc ion binding. Gene Ontology annotation, biological process: mRNA processing; chromatin organization; positive regulation of DNA-templated transcription, elongation.
AGCGCCAGAAGUGGCGGGCAUUCUGGGUAACGAGGUGUUUACUUCCUGCGGUUGCGCAGGCUGUGGCCGUGUAUCUCCCUGUUGCUCUUCCCAUCGGAGAAGAUGGCCCUGGAGACAGUGCCGAAGGACCUGCGGCAUCUGCGGGCCUGUUUGCUGUGUUCGCUGGUCAAGACUAUAGACCAGUUUGAAUAUGAUGGUUGUGACAAUUGUGAUGCAUAUCUACAAAUGAAAGGUAACCGUGAGAUGGUAUAUGACUGCACCAGCUCUUCCUUUGAUGGAAUCAUUGCGAUGAUGAGUCCAGAGGACAGCUGGGUCUCCAAGUGGCAGCGAGUCAGUAACUUUAAGCCAGGUGUAUAUGCGGUGUCAGUCACUGGUCGCCUGCCCCAAGGAAUCGUGCGGGAGCUGAAAAGUCGAGGAGUGGCCUACAAAUCCAGAGACACAGCUAUAAAGACCUAGCAAGAUGCAGGGCUGCCAGCAUCUUUGCUCUCCUGCCUCUGCUUAUUUCUUGUUCUGGAACUAAAUGAGCAGAACUUCAAAUACUUCCUACCCUCCAAUUCAGACUCAGCUGACUGUUGAGAAAGCAGCACAUCAUUUUAUCUUCUUUGGACUACAAGUGGGGUGGGAGGGAUUUGGGUUGGUGGAUUAACAGAUGGAAUUGAGGAGAGAGUAGGAUACUGAUUUUCCUGCCCAUGGCCCAGGGCUGUGCCUUCCCCAUGCUGAGGACUCUAGGUCAAAUGUCAAUAAAUAUGAACCUCCUCUAGAAAGUUCUGAAGGCCAUGACACCUGCCUUGCCUCCCUCUUCCAUUCUCUUAGGCACAGUAAUAGCUUAUUUUGCCCUAUAAGGAGCUUCCCAGAGCAGCAGAGGCCCUUCUACUCCCUUUUGACUAUCUCAGCCUCUGGGAUUGCAGCCUUUCUAGUGUGCUUCCUAUCAGAAGGUGGUGUCCAGAGGCUUGGUAACCCCAUCAGCUUGGUGGCCCUGGUGUCUCGUGGUUGUAUCCUGCCCUCGAGACCUGGCACAGCAGUACCCCUUGAAGAAAUCCUGAGGCUUUGUAGUGCUCCUUGACCAUGUUUAAUAAUUCUUCCCCCACCCCCGCUCUUCCUAUACCUUAGGCCAGUCUCAAGCACUUACUGGAGGCCCUUGGGCCUUGGGCGACCAUUGGGUCCUAGUCUGCCUUGUUUGUGCCCCUGUAGGAGGUAGAUCCUUUUCUCCUCUGGCCUAGUAGGGGACCUUGGGUAACAUCCCAUUUUUCGGCCAAGGUGAGUUACUUGCUUUAGGAUUAAAAAAAUUUACCACGAAUUCUCGUUUAUUUAAAUUUCCACAGAAAUCCCCAUUUUGAUUUCCCUAAGUUCCUUGUUCUCCCUCUAAAAAGAAAAUGAUUACACCCUGCCUGUUUACCUCAGGAUUGUUGUGACUGUAGAAACGAGGCUAUGUGAAAAUUAUAUAAGUAUUAUAAAGGUGAAAUCCUUUUGCUCUC